AUGGAACCUUCUUCACCCUCAAUAGCCCACAGAUCAAUCCUACCCCGUCCAACAUCAACGCUUGUCAACCCAUCAGCACCAAGAUCCACCAGCGACUUGGGAAUCCCGCGGAAAACAAAGGUCAUCUCAGCCUGCCAGCCCUGCAAGAAAAAAAAGAUAAAAUGCGACGGAGAUCGCCCUGAUUGCGGGCCCUGCAUGUCAAAAGGCCGGAGCUGCGAGUACACACUCCAGGGCAACAGAAACGAGAUCCUCAUAAGGCGGCAGCAGGCUCUGCAGGAGAAUGUCGAGUCGUUCACGGCGCUGUAUCGGUACCUCCAGGACCGGCCCGCGAAUGAAGCCAACAACUUCUUUGAGCGGAUACGCAAUGGCUUCGGCAUCGAAGCAGCACUUGAGUUUGUCAAGAACGAGGGCAGUACUUCUGUCUCAACUUCUAGAGACCCAGCGAGUGCGAGGCUAGCAUGGAGUCAGCAGGUCUACGACUGCAAUUUACUCUUUGAGAACGAGCUUCUCUCUACUGAGACUUCGGAUGCGACCAUCCAAGCUAUGCGAGAUGGAGUCAACUGUUACUUCUCGUGUUUAGGCACCAUGUACCCUAUUUACACGAGGGAGGAAACAGACUCCAUCACCGACACCUUUCUCAAGAGCCAGGAGGGGAAACCCAAUCAGGUCCUCAGCAGAAAGAUUGCGUAUGGCGAGCUGCUGGCAAUCUGUGCCGUGGGCUUUCAGUAUGAUCGACAGACUUUACCCAAUGGCAGCGCAUCGAUCUGUACGCCGUUCUAUCAGAAAGCUCGACUAUUUCUCGAUUAUGCUGUGGAGAAGGCUCCUCUGCGUGCGAUGAGGAUAUGUUGCUGUUUGGGGAUAUACAAUGUCAUCGCCAAGUCCUCAUUGGCAAUAUCUUAUAUAGACUGGGGUAUUCUUCUGGGCUCCUCGAGUGGACUCUGUGUCAGGAAGCGGCCACAUACUCUUUCGGAACAGGACUUUAAGGGCUAUGUCAAGACUUUCACAGCACUUAUCACAGUGCGAAGCUGGUUAACAGCCACUCUCGGACAUAUCCCCAGCCCAGAAGUCUCCCGAUGCAUCCACGAAACAAGACAGCAGAUGGACAACACUGGAGUCGUGGUCUCUGCAGGAGAGGAUGCUGUCAUCGGGAUACUCCAGGAGAAAAUGGCACAAAUCACAAUCCUCAAAGCCAAUGUCCUACGAACCGUGGCAUGUUUUAGAGUAUUAUCUCCUGCUAUCCUAAGGCAAAUGCACCAAGAUCUAGACAUAUGGCGAUCUAGUUUGCCACCAUGCCUGCGUCUCGAGACGUUGAUGCACACUCCGCAGAUCUCUCCUGAUCAACGCCGGGUCACCUUUUAUAUGCAUCUCUUUUACAUGUCCGCUUUUAUUCUUAAGGCCAGGGCGCUGGUCGCCACUCAGGAGGACAUAGCGGUUUACAUAUGGGAUCCAGAGGCCAUGGCUGCCGUUUUUGAGGGCGUUCAUGCUGCUCGCAACUCAGCUCGACUUCUAGGGCUGAUUCACGAGGAGAAAGCUGUGGUGAAGAACUGUUGGUUAACUAUUUAUCAAUGCUACGUUACCUUCCUGAUGCUGAAUUUCACUGCUAUCAAAAGCUUCCUCGUGGGCGGUGCAGCCGCAUUUAGACAGCAGGACAUUGUGCUUUCACGCCCGUGUAUCGAGAUUCUUGCUCUAUGUGCCACUCGAGAUAGAAUCGCACGUAGCUUCCACGCUCGGCUGGCAAAAUAUCAAGACACUAUACAAGAACAAUUACCAGGAUUUCAAGCAGAGACACUAGAGGAUUCUGGUUCAUACGGAGAUGGAUCAUUUGAUGAUGACUCAUACUUGUUCAUUGAGUCGAGCGGCAACAGCAAACUUCAUCACUUGAUACAUGAGCUCCGAGAGUUACUGUGCCAUCCUCUGGCACUUCUCAACGGGGAAUCAGAGGCCAGCAUACCGUAUCCUACUAUUUCCAAAGCAUCUGUCGGCGCGGAUAUCGAUUUCGCUCAUCACCUAGCCUCGCCGUUCAAUAUGGCUGAAGAUGAGAUCCCGACUGGGUUAUUCCCCCCUGAUGAGAGUCUUGGGGGCAGCCACAACUAUGCAGCGGAGACUGAGGGCUAUCUAAGUGGUUCUGUGCCUUUUGGAUGGGACAUCUCAACAUGGACAAGAGAUCCUGGCUCUAGAAGCUCAAAAAACACUUGA
This is a messenger RNA of Fusarium proliferatum ET1, 2196 nucleotides long. RefSeq lists its product as uncharacterized. Bases 1 to 2196 code for a protein of 731 amino acids. Gene Ontology annotation, molecular function: DNA-binding transcription factor activity, RNA polymerase II-specific; zinc ion binding. Gene Ontology annotation, biological process: regulation of DNA-templated transcription. The record is from RefSeq and is a predicted model, not a curated record. The transcript is spliced from 4 exons. NCBI's taxonomy places the organism in Eukaryota, Fungi, Ascomycota, Sordariomycetes, Hypocreales, Nectriaceae.